This is a messenger RNA of Penicillium odoratum, 1320 nucleotides long. RefSeq names its product arginyltransferase. The transcript is spliced from 9 exons. Gene Ontology annotation, molecular function: arginyl-tRNA--protein transferase activity. The coding region runs from base 1 to 1320 and encodes 439 amino acids. Lineage: Eukaryota; Fungi; Ascomycota; Eurotiomycetes; Eurotiales; Aspergillaceae. The record is from RefSeq and is a predicted model, not a curated record. Gene Ontology annotation, cellular component: cytoplasm. Gene Ontology annotation, biological process: protein arginylation.
AUGGAACCUGUUGACGCCGAACGCGCGCGACAGCUAUCGCUCUUUCGGCCCUUAGGCUAUCAACGUAACUCAUGUGGCUACUGCAAAUCGAGCGAUGGCAGCGCAUCAUACUACACCAGUUCAGUGGCCGUGCGGCCCGAGCACUAUGGGGAACUGAUUGAUCGGGGAUGGAGGCGAUCGGGCACCCUUUACUACAAACAGAAUCUCCAGCGAUCCUGCUGCCCGCACUACACGCUGAGAUUGGAAGCCUCGGCUUUUCGCCCCCGUCGUGAUCAGCGCCGGGCCAUCAACCGUUGGAAUAGAUUUAUUCUGGGACCAGAGUAUAUACGAAAAGUGGCUAAUCUUUGCCCUCGUUCUCGGGAGGAGAAGAAACAUCGAAAGUGUAACUUCGAUCUACUCUCGGCUGUUCAUGAAGCCGAAUACGGCAAUCUGAAGCGGCCCAUUGACCCUGCCACGAAACGGCCGCUAGAGCCAGCGCAUCGCUUCGAGGUCAACAUCGAGGGCGAUUCGGUUUCCCAGGCCAAAUUCGAUCUGUUUGUCAAGUACCAGACAACAGUUCAUCGCGAGGACGUCUCUCGCUGGAAAACGAAGGAUUUUAAGAACUUCCUGUGUGCGGGGAUCAAACGAUCUCCUGCUACCAUCACCAAAAGCAAUGAAUCGGAGAAAAAACUCGGUUCGUGGCAUCAGUGCUAUCGUUUGGAUGGGAAGUUAAUCGCCGUUGCGGUGCUGGACCUUGUCCCGAGCGGUGUAAGCUCGGUCUAUGUCUUCUAUGAUCCCGAAUACGAGCAGUGGGAGUUUGGCAAGCUGAGCGCUCUACGGGAAAUUGCUUUCUCGAUUGAGCACCAGUACUCCUACUAUUACAUGGGAUAUUAUAUUCACAGCUGCCAAAAGAUGCGGUACAAGGGAAACUAUCGUCCCCAGUAUAUUCUUGAUCCAGAAUCGUACACAUGGGAUCCAUUAGACGGUGAACUGACCGAGAAACUGGACAAGCGUCCUUAUGUUUCUCUCUCGCGAGACCGGUCUUCCGCUGGUACCGAAGACUCAAAGCCAGUAUCAAUCGAGUCUGGUGUCAACGAAGAGGACCUUUCUCUUUUCUCUCUGAAAAUGCCUGGUGUCCUCACUUUAGACGAAACCAAGGCAUUGAAACUAGAAAAUUGGUAUCUACUCUACCACGGAACUUUCGUGCAGAUGAGUGACCUUGUUGGCUGGGAAGACAUGCCCAUGGAUAACCCACAAUCUUUGAGAGGGAUUGUCUCUGAGUUGGCGGCCGCUCUCGGUCCAUCGAUUGUGCAAAACAGUGCAGUAGUGCUUUUCGAUUAA